Molecule: messenger RNA, 1947 nt
Organism: Phalaenopsis equestris
Lineage: Eukaryota; Viridiplantae; Streptophyta; Magnoliopsida; Asparagales; Orchidaceae
Product: protein trichome birefringence-like 11
Exons: 4
Coding region: 77-1477 (466 amino acids)
Cellular component (GO): Golgi apparatus
Molecular function (GO): O-acetyltransferase activity
Source: RefSeq, a predicted model, not a curated record
AUCAUCUUUGGCCUCUCUCGGAAAAAUUCCUCCUUUUUUUCAAAACUUUUCUGCUUCUCUACUCCUUGUCUCCUCCAUGGCGGCCAACGGCGCGGCGGCUCUUCCAUGCUCGCCGAACAAGAGGAGAGGCGCCGGCGGCGGCGGCGCCGCGGCGAACUCGUCGGCGGGGGCAACGGAAAUGGGGGUGGAUGUUCUGAAGAAGAUUGUGAGGCGAAUAAAGCCCUUUGAGCAAGUCGGCUUACUCGGCUUCUUCUUCUUCACUUCCGCCCUGUUCCUUCUUCUGAUACUCUGCUUCUUGUACUCUGGAAAUAGCGUUGAGAUCGCUCACCGUGCCGGCGAUGGCGUCGGGUUCGGCCGGGGGUGGCGGUUAGGGUUGGAGGGUGAGGUGAGGGAGACGGCGAGCGGCGGCGGAGAGUGUGAUUUGUUUGAGGGGGAGUGGAUUUGGGACGAAAGUUAUCCGCUUUAUAAUUCGACGGAUUGCGCGUUUAUUGAUUUAGGGUUUCGGUGCUCUGAAAAUGGAAGACCUGAUAAUUUCUACUCCAAAUGGAGAUGGAGGCCGUCUCGUUGCGAGCUUCCUAGAUUUGAUGCCAAGAAGAUGUUGGAGAAAUUACGGGGUCGUCGGCUUGUAUUUGUCGGCGACUCCAUCGGAAGGAACCAAUGGGAGUCCAUGCUCUGCAUGCUGUCUUCGGCCGUUCCUGACAAAACGUCCAUCUACGAAAUGAAUGGAAAUCCUAUUACAAAACACAACGGAUAUCUAAUUUUCAAAUUCAAGGACUAUAAUUGCACGGUAGAGUAUUUCCGAAGCCCGUUUCUUGUGGUUCAAGGCCACGCGCCUUAUGGAGCUCCGAAGAAGGUGAAAACUACGUUAAGAUUGGAUACCAUCGAAUGGACGUCCAACAAGUGGAGAGAUGCUGAUGUGCUAAUAUUUAAUAGUGGUCAUUGGUGGAACUAUGAGAAGACUAUUAGAGGGGGGUGUUAUUUCCAAAUUGGUGAUAAGGUGUACAUGAAUAUUACAGUGGAUGGUGCCUAUCAGAGAUCAAUUAAGACACUAUUUGAUUGGAUACAAAGAGAAGUUAAUACAACAAGCACUCAAGUCAUCUUUCGAACCUAUUCCCCCGUCCAUUUCAGUGGUGGAGAUUGGAAAUCUGGAGGAAAUUGUCACAUGGAGAAAUUACCUGUACUGGGCAACUCCCACGUCUCCCUGAAACCAUGGUCCAAGUUCCUGAAGCCAUUCAAGAGCUUAAAUUCAGAUAAAUCUAAAGAGAACAAGCUCCCGAAGAUAGAGCUGCUGAAUAUUACCAACAUGACGGCCAGAAGAAAAGAUGGCCAUCUCUCCCUCUUCUAUCUCGGCCCGUUGGUUCGCGCCCCGCUGUUUAGACAGGACUGCAGCCAUUGGUGCUUGCCUGGAGUUCCUGAUGCCUGGAAUGAGCUUCUUUAUGCUCUCUUCUUGAGGAGAGAAUCUGUGGAAAAUUUAUAGCUUUACAGACCCCUCAGUAUAGCUGAAAGUAAGAGAAAUUUCUCUCAUAGCAGAUAGAAGAUUGUAGGAGGAGGAAAGCAAUUGUAGAUGAGCUGUGAAGUGUAUAUAUAGUUCGAAUAUUUAAAUGCAAAUUGGUUUGAAGGGGGUGGAACUAAUGUGCAUGUAGUUGUUAGAAGGGGAAAGUUGCAUACAUACCACACAAUUCUUAUGUAUUGAUAUAUUUAACACCUAAAGUUUAAUACAUUGAUGUUAUCAAUCUUUGUAUGGAAAGGUGUAUUGUGGUAUUUUUUAUGUGAUAUUAAAUUUUUGAGUGUUAUGCAAGUAAAUAUGAAAAAGGUUAGGGUCUAUUUGAGGCAGCUGCAAUUUAUUGAAUAAUCUGCUGAUAAACUGCUGAUCAGCAACUUAUCCAGAUAAGUUGGCUGGUUGUUUGAAAACAGUUGAUUUGCAAUUUUUUGUUGAUAAAUGACUAU